Messenger RNA from Aureobasidium melanogenum CBS 110374, 816 nucleotides. RefSeq lists its product as uncharacterized. The transcript has 3 exons. Bases 1 to 816 code for a protein of 271 amino acids. NCBI's taxonomy places the organism in Eukaryota, Fungi, Ascomycota, Dothideomycetes, Dothideales, Saccotheciaceae. The record is from RefSeq and is a predicted model, not a curated record.
AUGGCGUUGCUGUCUGUGACGGCCAAUGCAGCAAGCUGUCAGCUUUCAGCUUAUUCAUGCCUCGCCUCAAAUUCUGCUGCUUAUGCAUACUGUACCUCUGCACUCGGUGUUGCAACAGAAGCAGUUGUCACCUCUCUGGAUGUUAUAUCAAGGACCAAGACCCUCACGGAUGUGCCCACUAGCACGGUCACCAUCACCUCGACUGAAUCAAUUGUCUCUAAGAGCACUACAACAACAUUUACGACAUCUUCUGCCAAAGCAACUGGCAAACGACGCAGAGUGAGAUUAUCAUGCGAUACAGCCGAGGAUAUUCUAUCUGGGAUGGACAAGUCAGAGCUGUCAGAAGCCUGCUCUUGUAUCGGAGCACUGCCGUCUAUCGAAGCUGGUCUGCUCAAGGCAGCACCAUCGACCACGACACUAACUGGCGAAAUAUGGUUCACUGUGGCGCCCGAAGUCACGACGUCAGUCACACAGACUAUAUCGACAACUUCUGUGUCAACAGUCAAGAUGGCAGCACCUUCAUUCACUCAGGUCUGGGGACCGAAAGCUGGCUGUGACGAUAUAGGCAUGGAGUGGUCGCAAACAUUCAUGCUUUCAACUCUGAACGAGUCAGUGGUUACUGACGCUUGCAAAAGUACCUGCAUAGAAAAACCGGAUUGCAUGUCCUUGUAUGUCCAGUUGACCUAUCCAGCGAACAACUUCUGGAGCUGCUACUACAACAACCAUACAUUUGAUGAGAAGAAGGAUCUCGAUUGCAGCAAAGACGCUUCGAUAUGGGGCACUGCUAAAGGUCACAGUGUCGUUGGACGGCCUUGA